AUGACCCGAUGCAUAUGCAACUGUGACACAGCCAACAAAGGCGCAAAAAUACCAUCAGAAAUAGAAAAGUGCUACCAAAAAGCACCAUCAGAGUCACAAAAAGCACCAUCAGAGUCACAAAAAGCACCAUCAGAGUCACAAAAAGCGCCAUCAGAGUCACAAAAAGCACCAUCAGAGUCACAAAAAGCACCAUCAGAGUCACAAAAAGCACCAUCAGAGUCACAAAAAGCACCAUCAGAGUCACAAAAAGCACCAUCAGAGGCACAAAAAGCACCAUCAGAGUCACAAAAAGCACCAUCAGAGUCACAAAAAGCACCAUCAGAGGCACAAAAAGCACCAUCAGAGUCACAAAAAGCACCAUCAGAGUCACAAAAAGCACCAUCAGAGUCACAAAAAGCACCAUCAGAGUCACAAAAAGCACCAUCAGAGUCACAAAAAGCACCAUCAGAGGCACAAAAAGCGCCAUCAGAGUCACAAAAAGCGCCAUCAGUCACAAAAAAGCACCAUCAGAGUCACAAAAAGCGCCAUCAGUCACAAAAAAGCACCAUCAGAGUCACAAAAAGCACCAUCAGAGUCACAAAAAAGCGCCAUCAGAGUCACAAAAAGCACCAUCAGAGGCACAAAAAGCACCAUCAGAGUCACAAAAAGCACCAUCAGAGUCACAAAAAGCGCCAUCAGAGUCACAAAAAGCGCCAUCAGUCACAAAAAGCACCAUCAGAGUCACAAAAAGCACCAUCAGAGUCACAAAAAGCGCCAUCAGAGUCACAAAAAAGCGCCAUCAGAGUCACAAAAAGCACCAUCAGAGUCACAAAAAGCGCCAUCAGAGGCACAAAAAGCGCCAUCAGUCACAAAAAGCACAAUCAGAGUCACAAAAAGCACCAUCAGAGUCACAAAAAGCGCCAUCAGUCACAAAAAGCACCAUCAGAGUCACAAAAAGCACCAUCAGAGUCACAAAAAGCACCAUCAGAGGCACAAAAAAGCGCCAUUAGAGGCACAAAAAGCGCCAUCAGUCACAAAAAGCACCAUCAGAGUCACAAAAAGCACCAUCAGAGGCACAAAAAGCGCCAUCAGAGUCACAAAAAGCGCCAUCAGUCACAAAAAGCACCAUCAGAGUCACAAAAAGCACCAUCAGAGGCACAAAAAGCGCCAUCAGAGGCACAAAAGCACUAUCAGAGUCACAAAAAGCACCAUCAGUCACAAAAAGCACCAUCAGAGUCACAAAAAGCGCCAUCAGAGGCACAAAAAGCUCCAUCAGAGUCACAAAAAGCACCAUCAGAGGCACAAAAAGCGCCAUCAGAGGCACAAAAAGCACUAUCAGAGUCACAAAAAGCACCAUCAGUCACAAAAAGCACCAUCAGAGUCACAAAAAGCGCCAUCAGAGUCACAAAAAGCACCAUCAGAGGCACAAAAAGCGCCAUCAGUCACAAAAAGCACCAUCAGAGUCACAAAAAGCACCAUCAGAGGCACAAAAAGCACCAUCAGAGUCACAAAAGCACCAUCAGAGGCACAAAAAGCGCCAUCAGUCACAAAAAGCACCAUCAGAGUCACAAAAAGCACCAUCAGAGGCACAAAAAGCACCAUCAGAGUCACAAAAAGCGCCAUCAGAGGCACAAAAAGCACCAUCAGAGGCACAAAAAGCACCAUCAGUCACAAAAAGCACCAUCAGAGUCACAAAAAGCACCAUCAGAGUCACAAAAAGCGCCAUCAGAGUCACAAAAAGCACCAUCAGUCACAAAAAGCACCAUCAGAGUCACAAAAAGCGCCAUCAGUCACAAAAAGCACCAUCCGAGUCACAAAAAGCGCCAUCAGUCACAAAAAGCACCAUCAGAGUCACAAAAAGCACCAUCAGUCACAAAAAGCGCCAUCAGAGUCACAAAAAGCGCCAUCAGUCACAAAAAGCGCCAUCAGAGUCACAAAAAGCACCAUCAGUCACAAAAAGCACCAUCAGAGUCACAAAAAGCACCAUCAGAGUCACAAAAAGCGCCAUCAGAGUCACAAAAAUCGCCAUCAGUCACAAAAAGCACCAUCAGAGUCACAAAAAGCACCAUCAGAGGCACAAAAAGCACCAUCAGAGUCACAAAAAGCACCAUCAGAGGCACAAAAAAGCCCAGCAGAGGCACAAAAGUGCCAGUAAAGGUACACAAGAAUUAA
Molecule: messenger RNA, 2151 nt
Organism: Procambarus clarkii (red swamp crayfish)
Lineage: Eukaryota; Metazoa; Arthropoda; Malacostraca; Decapoda; Cambaridae
Source: RefSeq, a predicted model, not a curated record